AUGGGUCGGAACAGCGAUUUCAUGAUUCAACCCGGCGAAGAUCAGCUUCGAACUACAGUAGAUGACGCUAGAGUUGAGCUGUCACUGUGGCUCGAUGAGUGGACCACUAUCGCAAUGACGGAGCCAGCACCACACCAGCGUGCAAUAGCAUUACAAAAUUUGCAAAUCCAACGGGAGUGGGCGAUGAUGACGCUCUAUCUAAAAGCUGUAUCCUCGUCAGGGAUCGAGAACAUUGCAAUCAUGACCGACUUCCAACGCGACUUCAUACGUAAAGCCAAGGAGGCGGCAAGCUGCCAUUUACAUUACAUGCUUCAGUCAUCGCUAACACCAACCUCGUCGCCUGCAUCUCACACUACCACCUCUGGCUCAGCAUAUCUCAGUACUUUCCGCUGGACGCUUGAUUACGUUUGGGCUAAAUGCGCCGUAUCAGUUCUACUCGUUCUCAGGCUAGCCAUUCUUCUCCGCGACCCAGUCCCCUCUGUCAUGGCGCUGCUUCGUGACGCGCACCGUGUGCUAGAAGAGUUGAAGACAGUGACCGUCGGCCAUAUCGCAUAUUUUCAGAUCUUGCAAACCAGCAUCGAGAAAUGCGAAGCCGCUCUUCGAGAGUAUGCUGCGGAACAAAAUUCUGAUCAAGAAAAUUCGAUGGCUGGAGCAAGAAAUGGGGCGGCUGAAGACGAGUUCCAGGGCUACGUGCCAAGCGAGUUUGUGUUCGAGUGGGAUUUUCCUGGGUUAAAUCUCAAACACAUGCCUCUCGGAUGGCAAGAUCUAUUCGUCAACAUAGACAGCUUGUUUUGA
Alternaria postmessia is the source of this 795-nucleotide messenger RNA. RefSeq lists its product as uncharacterized. The record is from RefSeq and is a predicted model, not a curated record. Bases 1 to 795 code for a protein of 264 amino acids. NCBI's taxonomy places the organism in Eukaryota, Fungi, Ascomycota, Dothideomycetes, Pleosporales, Pleosporaceae. The transcript has a single exon.